Messenger RNA from Closterium sp. Naga37s-1, 15564 nucleotides. Lineage: Eukaryota; Viridiplantae; Streptophyta; Zygnematophyceae; Desmidiales; Closteriaceae. The record is from the annotation of a GenBank genome assembly.
AUCUCUACCUGCCUAUCCCCUGUCCGAUCUCUACCUGCCUAUCCCCUGUCCGAUCUCUACCUGCCUAUCCCCUGUCCGAUCUCUACCUGCCUAUCCCCUGUCCGAUCUCUACCUGCCUAUCCCCUGUCCGAUCUCUACCUGCCUAUCCCUGUCGAAUCUCUACCUGCCUAUCCCCUGUCCGAUCUCUACCUGCCUAUCCCAUGUCCGAUCUCUACCUGCCUAUCCCCUGUCCGAUCUCUACCUGCCUAUCCCCUGUCCGAUCUCUACCUGCCUAUCCCCUGUCCCGAUCUCUACCUGCCUAUCCCCCGUCCGAUCUCUACCUGCCUAUCCCUGUCCGAUCUCUACCUGCCUAUCCCCUGUCCGAUCUCUACCUGCCUAUCCCCUGUCCGAUCUCUACCUGCCUAUCCCCUGUCCGAUCUCUACCUGCCUAUCCCCUGUCCGAUCUCUACCUGCCUAUCCCCUGUCCGAUCUCUACCUGCCUAUCCCCUGUCCGAUCUCUACCUGCCUAUCCCCUGUCCGAUCUCUACCUGCCUAUCCCCCUGUCCGAUCUCUACCUGCCUAUCCCCUGUCCGAUCUCUAACCUGCCUAUCCCCUGUCCGAUCUCUACCUGCCUAUCCCCUGUCCGAUCUCUACCUGCCUAUCCCCCGUCCGAUCUCUACCUGCCUAUCCCCUGUCCGAUCUCUACCUGCCUAUCCCCUGUCCGAUCUCUACCUGCCUAUCCCUGUCCGAUCUCUACCUGCCUAUCCCCUGUCCGAUCUCUACCUGCCUAUCCCCUGUCCGAUCUCUACCUGCCUAUCCCCUGUCCGAUCUCUACCUGCCUAUCCCCUGUCCGAUCUCUACCUGCCUAUCCCCUGUCCGAUCUCUACCUGCCUAUCCCCUGUCCGAUCUCUACCUGCCUAUCCCCUGUCCGAUCUCUACCUGCCUAUCCCCUGUCCGAUCUCUACCUGCCUAUCCCGAUCUCUACCUGCCUACCCCCUGUCGAUCUCUACCUGCCUAUCCCCUGUCCGAUCUCUACCUGCCUAUCCCCUGUCCGAUCUCUACCUGCCUAUCCCCUGUCCGAUCUCUACCUGCCUAUCCCCUGUCCGAUCUCUACCUGCCUAUCCCCUGUCCGAUCUCUACCUGCCUAUCCCCUGUCCGAUCUCUACCUGCCUAUCCCCUGUCCGAUCUCUACCUGCCUAUCCCCUGUCCGAUCUCUACCUGCCUAUCCCCUGUCCGAUCUCUACCUGCCUAUCCCCCGUCCGAUCUCUACCUGCCUAUCCCCUGUCCGAUCUCUACCUGCCUAUCCCCUGUCCGAUCUCUACCUGCCUAUCCCCUGUCCGAUCUCUACCUGCCUAUCCCCUGUCCGAUCUCUACCUGCCUAUCCCCUGUCCGAUCUCUACCUGCCUAUCCCCUGUCCGAUCUCUACCUGCCUAUCCCCUGUCCGAUCUCUACCUGCCUAUCCCCUGUCCGAUCUCUACCUGCCUAUCCCCUGUCCGAUCUCUACCUGCCUAUCCCCUGUCCGAUCUCUACCUGCCUAUCCCCUGUCCGAUCUCUACCUGCCUAUCCCCUGUCCGAUCUCUACCUGCCUAUCCCUGUCCGAUCUCUAACCUGCCUAUCCCCUGUCCGAUCUCUACCUGCCUAUCCCCUGUCCGAUCUCUACCUGCCUAUCCCCUGUCCGAUCUCUACCUGCCUAUCCCCUGUCCGAUCUCUACCUGCCUAUCCCCUGUCCGAUCUCUACCUGCCUAUCCCCUGUCCGAUCUCUACCUGCCUAUCCCCUGUCCGAUCUCUACCUGCCUAUCCCCUGUCCGAUCUCUACCUGCCUAUCCCCUGUCCGAAUCUCUACCUGCCUAUCCCCUGUCCGAUCUCUACCUGCCUAUCCCCUGUCCGAUCUCUACCUGCCUAUCCCCUGUCCGAUCUCUACCUGCCUAUCCCCUGUCCGAUCUCUACCUGCCUAUCCCCUGCCUAAUCCCCCUGUCGAUCUCUACCUGCCUAUCCCCUGUCCGAUCUCUACCUGCCUAUCCCCUGUCCGAUCUCUACCUGCCUAUCCCCUGUCCGAUCUCUACCUGCCUAUCCCCCGUCCGAUCUCUACCUGCGCUAUCCCCUGUCCGAUCUCUACCUGCCUAUCCCCUGUCCGAUCUCUACCUGCCUAUCCCCCUGUCCAUCUCUACCUGCCUAUCCCCUGUCCGAUCUCUACCUGCCUAUCCCCCUGUCCGAUAUCUACCUGCCUAUCCCCGUCGAUCUCUACCUGCCUAUCCCCUGUCCGAUCUCUACCUGCCUAUCCCUCCGUCCGAUCUCACCUGCCUAUCCCUUCCGUACUCUACCUGCCUAUCCCCUGUCCGAUCUCUACUGCCUAUCCCCUGUCCGAUCCUCUACCUGCCUAUCCCCCUGUCCGAUCUCUACCUGCUAUCACCUGUCGAUCUCUACUGCCUAUCCCCCGUCCGAUCUCUACCCUGCCUAUCCCCUGUCCGAUCUCUACCUGCCUAUCCCCUGUCCGAUCUCUACCUGCCUAUCCCCUGUCCGAUCUCUACCUGCCUAUCCCCUGUCCGAUCUCUACCUGCCUAUCCCCUGUCCGAUCUCUACCUGCCUAUCCCCUGUCCGAUCUCUACCUGCCUAUCCCCUGUCCGAUCUCUACCUGCCUAUCCCCUGUCCGAUCUCUACCUGCCUAUCCCCUGUCCGAUCUCUACCUGCCUAUCCCCUGUCCGAUCUCUACCUGCCUAUCCCCUGUCCGAUCUCUACCUGCCUAUCCCCCGUCCGAUCUCUACCUGCCUAUCCCCUGUCCGAUCUCUACCUGCCUAUCCCCUGUCCGAUCUCUACCUGCCUAUCCCCUGUCCCGAUCUCUACCUGCCUAUCCCCUGUCCGAUCUCUACCUGCCUAUCCCCUGUCCGAUAUCUACCUGCCUAUUCCCCUGUCCGAUCUCUACCUGCCUAUCCCCUGUCCGAGUCUCUACCUGCCUAUCCCCUGUCCGAUCUCUACCUGCCUAUCCCCUGUCGCGAUCUCUCUGCCUAUCCGCUGUCCGAUCUCUACCUGCCUAUCCCCCGUCCGAUCUCUACCUGCCUAUCCCCUGUCCGAUCUCUACCUGCCUAUCCCCUGUCCGAUCUCUACCUGCCUAUCCCCUGUCCGAUCUCUACCUGCCUAUCCCCUGUCCGAUCUCUACCUGCCUAUCCCCUGUCCGAUCUCUACCUGCCUAUCCCCUGUCCGAUCUCUACCUGCCUAUCCCCUGUCCGAUCUCUACCUGCCUAUCCCCUGUCCGAUCUCUACCUGCCUAUCCCCUGUCCGAUCUCUACCUGCCUAUCCCCUGUCCGAUCUCUACCUGCCUAUCCCCCGUCCGAUCUCUACCUGCCUAUCCCCUGUCCGAUCUCUACCUGCCUAUCCCCCUGUCCGAUCUCUACCUGCCUAUCCCCCUGUCCGAUCUCUACCUGCCUAUCCCCUGUCCGAUCUCUACCUGCCUAUCCCCUGUCCGAUCUCUACCUGCCUAUCCCCUGUCCGAUCUCUACCUGCCUAUCCCCUGUCCGAUCUCUACCUGCCUAUCCCCUGUCCGAUCUCUACCUGCCUAUCCCCUGUCCGAUCUCUACCUGCCUAUCCCCUGUCCGAUCUCUACCUGCCUAUCCCCUGUCCGAUCUCUACCUGCCUAUCCCCUGUCCGAUCUCUACCUGCCUAUCCCCCUGUCCGAUCUCUACCUGCCUAUCCCCUGUCCGAUCUCUACCUGCCUAUCCCCUGUCCGAUCUCUACCUGCCUAUCCCCUGUCCGAUCUCUACCUGCCUAUCCCCUGUCCGAUCUCUACCUGCCUAUCCCCUGUCCGAUCUCUACCUGCCUAUUCCCCUGUCCGAUCUCUACCUGCCUAUCCCCUGUCCGAUCUCUACCUGCCUAUCCCCUGUCCGAUCUCUACCUGCCUAUCCCCUGUCCGAUCUCUACCUGCCUAUCCCCUGUCCGAUCUCUACCUGCCUAUCCCCUGUCCGAUCUCUACCUGCCUAUCCCCUGUCCGAUCUCUACCUGCCUAUCCCCUGUCCGAUCUCUACCUGCCUAUCCCCCGUCCGAUCUCUACCUGCCUAUCCCCUGUCCGAUCUCUACCUGCCUAUCCCCCUGUCCGAUCUCUACCUGCCUAUCCCCUGUCCGAUCUCUACCUGCCUAUCCCCUGUCCGAUCUCUACCUGCCUAUCCCCUGUCCGAUCUCUACCUGCCUAUCCCCUGUCCGAUCUCUACCUGCCUAUCCCCUGUCCGAUCUCUACCUGCCUAUCCCCUGUCCGAUCUCUACCUGCCUAUCCCCUGUCCGAUCUCUACCUGCCUAUCCCCCGUCCGAUCUCUACCUGCCUAUCCCCCGUCCGAUCUCUACCUGCCUAUCCCCUGUCCGAUCUCUACCUGCCUAUCCCCUGUCCGAUCUCUAGCUGCCUAUCCCCUGUCCGAUCUCUACCUGCCUAUCCCCUGUCCGAUCUCUACCUGCCUAUCCCCUGUCCGAUAUCUACCUGCCUAUCCCCCGUCCGAUCUCUACCUGCCUAUCCCCUGUCCGAUCUCUACCUGCCUAUCCGCCGUCCGAUCUCUACCUGCCUAUCCCCUGUCCGAUCUCUACCUGCCUAUCCCCUGUCCGAUCUCUACCUGCCUAUCCCCCGUCCGAUCUCUACCUGCCUAUCCCCUGUCCGAUCUCUACCUGCCUAUCCCCCGUCCGAUCUCUACCUGCCUAUCCCCUGUCCGAUCUCUACCUGCCUAUCCCCUGUCCGAUCUCUACCUGCCUAUCCCCUGUCCGAUCUCUACCUGCCUAUCCCCUGUCCGAUCUCUACCUGCCUAUCCCCUGUCCGAUCUCUACCUGCCUAUCCCCUGUCCGAUCUCUACCUGCCUAUCCCCCGUCCGAUCUCUACCUGCCUAUCCCCUGUCCGAUCUCUACCUGCCUAUCCCCUGUCCGAACUCUACCUGCCUAUCCCCUGUCCGAUCUCUACCUGCCUAUCCCCUGUCCGAUCUCUACCUGCCUAUCCCCUGUCCGAUCUCUACCUGCCUAUCCCCUGUCCGAUCUCUACCUGCCUAUCCCCUGUCCGAUCUCUACCUGCCUAUCCCCUGUCCGAUCUCUACCUGCCUAUCCCCUGUCCGAUCUCUACCUGCCUAUCCCCUGUCCGAUCUCUACCUGCCUAUCCCCUGUCCGAUCUCUACCUGCCUAUCCCCUGUCCGAUCUCUACCUGCCUAUCCCCCUGUCCGAUCUCUACCUGCCUAUCCCCCGUCCGAUCUCUACCUGCCUAUCCCCUGUCCGAUCUCUACCUGCCUAUCCCCUGUCCGAUCUCUUCCUGCCUAUCCCCUGUCCGAUCUCUACCUGCCUAUCCCCCGUCCGAUCUCUACCUGCCUAUCCCCUGUCCGAUCUCUACCUGCCUAUCCCCCGUCCGAUCUCUACCUGCCUAUCCCCUGUCCUAUCUCUACCUGCCUAUCCCCUGUCCGAACUCUACCUGCCUAUCCCCUGUCCGAUCUCUACCUGCCUAUCCCCUGUCCGAUCUCUACCUGCCUAUCCCCUGUCCGAUCUCUACCUGCCUAUCCCCUGUCCGAUCUCUACCUGCCUAUCCCCUGUCCGAUCUCUACCUGCCUAUCCCCUGUCCGAUCUCUACCUGCCUAUCCCCUGUCCGAUCUCUACCUGCCUAUCCCCUGUCCGAUCUCCACCUGCCUAUCCCCCGUCCGAUCUCUACCUGCCUAUCCCCUGUCCGAUCUCUACCUGCCUAUCCCCUGUCCGAACUCUACCUGCCUAUCCCCUGUCCGAUCUCUACCUGCCUAUCCCCUGUCCGAUCUCUACCUGCCUAUCCCCUGUCCGAUCUCUACCUGCCUAUCCCCUGUCCGAUCUCUACCUGCCUAUCCCCUGUCCGAUCUCUACCUGCCUAUCCCCUGUCCGAUCUCUACCUGCCUAUCCCCUGUCCGAUCUCUACCUGCCUAUCCCCCGUCCGAUCUCUACCUGCCUAUCCCCUGUCCGAUCUCUACCUGCCUAUCCCCUGUCCGAUCUCUUCCUGCCUAUCCCCUGUCCGAUCUCUACCUGCCUAUCCCCCGUCCGAUCUCUACCUGCCUAUCCCCUGUCCGAUCUCUACCUGCCUAUCCCCCGUCCGAUCUCUACCUGCCUAUCCCCUGUCCGAUCUCUACCUGCCUAUCCCCUGUCCGAACUCUACCUGCCUAUCCCCUGUCCGAUCUCUACCUGCCUAUCCCCUGUCCGAUCUCUACCUGCCUAUCCCCUGUCCGAUCUCUACCUGCCUAUCCCCUGUCCGAUCUCUACCUGCCUAUCCCCUGUCCGAUCUCUACCUGCCUAUCCCCUGUCCGAUCUCUACCUGCCUAUCCCCUGUCCGAUCUCUACCUGCCUAUCCCCUGUCCGAUCUCUACCUGCCUAUCCCCUGUCCGAUCUCUACCUGCCUAUCCCCCGUCCGAUCUCUACCUGCCUAUCCCCUGUCCGAUCUCUACCUGCCUAUCCCCCGUCCGAUCUCUACCUGCCUAUCCCCUGUCCGAUCUCUACCUGCCUAUCCCCUGUCCGAUCUCUACCUGCCUAUCCCCUGUCCGAUCUCUACCUGCCUAUCCCCUGUCCGAUCUCUACCUGCCUAUCCCCUGUCCGAUCUCUACCUGCCUAUCCCCUGUCCGAUCUCUACCUGCCUAUCCCCUGUCCGAUCUCUACCUGCCUAUCCCCCGUCCGAUCUCUACCUGCCUAUCCCCCGUCCGAUCUCUACCUGCCUAUCCCCUGUCCGAUCUCUACCUGCCUAUCCCCUGUCCGAUCUCUAGCUGCCUAUCCCCUGUCCGAUCUCUACCUGCCUAUCCCCUGUCCGAUCUCUACCUGCCUAUCCCCUGUCCGAUAUCUACCUGCCUAUCCCCCGUCCGAUCUCUACCUGCCUAUCCCCUGUCCGAUCUCUACCUGCCUAUCCGCCGUCCGAUCUCUACCUGCCUAUCCCCUGUCCGAUCUCUACCUGCCUAUCCCCUGUCCGAUCUCUACCUGCCUAUCCCCCGUCCGAUCUCUACCUGCCUAUCCCCUGUCCGAUCUCUACCUGCCUAUCCCCGUCCGAUCUCUACCUGCCUAUCCCCUGUCCGAUCUCUACCUGCCUAUCCCCUGUCCGAUCUCUACCUGCCUAUCCCCUGUCCGAUCUCUACCUGCCUAUCCCCUGUCCGAUCUCUACCUGCCUAUCCCCUGUCCGAUCUCUACCUGCCUAUCCCCUGUCCGAUCUCUACCUGCCUAUCCCCCGUCCGAUCUCUACCUGCCUAUCCCCUGUCCGAUCUCUACCUGCCUAUCCCCUGUCCGAACUCUACCUGCCUAUCCCCUGUCCGAUCUCUACCUGCCUAUCCCCUGUCCGAUCUCUACCUGCCUAUCCCCUGUCCGAUCUCUACCUGCCUAUCCCCUGUCCGAUCUCUACCUGCCUAUCCCCUGUCCGAUCUCUACCUGCCUAUCCCCUGUCCGAUCUCUACCUGCCUAUCCCCUGUCCGAUCUCUACCUGCCUAUCCCCUGUCCGAUCUCUACCUGCCUAUCCCCUGUCCGAUCUCUACCUGCCUAUCCCCUGUCCGAUCUCUACCUGCCUAUCCCCCGUCCGAUCUCUACCUGCCUAUCCCCUGUCCGAUCUCUACCUGCCUAUCCCCUGUCCGAUCUCUUCCUGCCUAUCCCCUGUCCGAUCUCUACCUGCCUAUCCCCCGUCCGAUCUCUACCUGCCUAUCCCCUGUCCGAUCUCUACCUGCCUAUCCCCCGUCCGAUCUCUACCUGCCUAUCCCCUGUCCUAUCUCUACCUGCCUAUCCCCUGUCCGAACUCUACCUGCCUAUCCCCUGUCCGAUCUCUACCUGCCUAUCCCCUGUCCGAUCUCUACCUGCCUAUCCCCUGUCCGAUCUCUACCUGCCUAUCCCCUGUCCGAUCUCUACCUGCCUAUCCCCUGUCCGAUCUCUACCUGCCUAUCCCCUGUCCGAUCUCUACCUGCCUAUCCCCUGUCCGAUCUCUACCUGCCUAUCCCCUGUCCGAUCUCCACCUGCCUAUCCCCCGUCCGAUCUCUACCUGCCUAUCCCCUGUCCGAUCUCUACCUGCCUAUCCCCUGUCCGAACUCUACCUGCCUAUCCCCUGUCCGAUCUCUACCUGCCUAUCCCCUGUCCGAUCUCUACCUGCCUAUCCCCUGUCCGAUCUCUACCUGCCUAUCCCCUGUCCGAUCUCUACCUGCCUAUCCCCUGUCCGAUCUCUACCUGCCUAUCCCCUGUCCGAUCUCUACCUGCCUAUCCCCUGUCCGAUCUCUACCUGCCUAUCCCCCGUCCGAUCUCUACCUGCCUAUCCCCUGUCCGAUCUCUACCUGCCUAUCCCCUGUCCGAUCUCUUCCUGCCUAUCCCCUGUCCGAUCUCUACCUGCCUAUCCCCCGUCCGAUCUCUACCUGCCUAUCCCCUGUCCGAUCUCUACCUGCCUAUCCCCCGUCCGAUCUCUACCUGCCUAUCCCCUGUCCGAUCUCUACCUGCCUAUCCCCUGUCCGAACUCUACCUGCCUAUCCCCUGUCCGAUCUCUACCUGCCUAUCCCCUGUCCGAUCUCUACCUGCCUAUCCCCUGUCCGAUCUCUACCUGCCUAUCCCCUGUCCGAUCUCUACCUGCCUAUCCCCUGUCCGAUCUCUACCUGCCUAUCCCCUGUCCGAUCUCUACCUGCCUAUCCCCUGUCCGAUCUCUACCUGCCUAUCCCCUGUCCGAUCUCUACCUGCCUAUCCCCCGUCCGAUCUCUACCUGCCUAUCCCCUGUCCGAUCUCUACCUGCCUAUCCCCUGUCCGAUCUCUACCUGCCUAUCCCCUGUCCGAUCUCUACCUGCCUAUCCCCUGUCCGAUCUCUACCUGCCUAUCCCCCGUCCGAUUUCUACCUGCCUAUCCCCUGUCCGAUCUCUACCUGCCUAUCCCCUGUCCGAUCUCUACCUGCCUAUCCCCUGUCCGAUCUCUACCUGCCUAUCCCCUGUCCGAUCUCUACCUGCCUAUCCCCUGUCCGAUCUCUACCUGCCUAUCCCCCGUCCGAUCUCUACCUGCCUAUCCCCUGUCCGAUCUCUACCUGCCUAUCCCCUGUCCGAUCUCUACCUGCCUAUCCCCUGUCCGAUCUCUACCUGCCUAUCCCCUGUCCGAUCUCUACCUGCCUAUCCCCUGUCCGAUCUCUACCUGCCUAUCCCCUGUCCGAUCUCUACCUGCCUAUCCCCCGUCCGAUCUCUACCUGCCUAUCCCCUGUCCGAUCUCUACCUGCCUAUCCCCUGUCCGAACUCUACCUGCCUAUCCCCUGUCCGAUCUCUACCUGCCUAUCCCCUGUCCGAUCUCUACCUGCCUAUCCCCUGUCCGAUCUCUACCUGCCUAUCCCCUGUCCGAUCUCUACCUGCCUAUCCCCUGUCCGAUCUCUACCUGCCUAUCCCCUGUCCGAUCUCUACCUGCCUAUCCCCUGUCCGAUCUCUACCUGCCUAUCCCCUGUCCGAUCUCUACCUGCCUAUCCCCUGUCCGAUCUCUACCUGCCUAUCCCCUGUCCGAUCUCUACCUGCCUAUCCCCCGUCCGAUCUCUACCUGCCUAUCCCCUGUCCGAUCUCUACCUGCCUAUCCCCUGUCCGAUCACUUCCUGCCUAUCCCCUGUCCGAUCUCUACCUGCCUAUCCCCCGUCCGAUCUCUACCUGCCUAUCCCCUGUCCGAUCUCUACCUGCCUAUCCCCCGUCCGAUCUCUACCUGCCUAUCCCCUGUCCUAUCUCUACCUGCCUAUCCCCUGUCCGAACUCUACCUGCCUAUCCCCUGUCCGAUCUCUACCUGCCUAUCCCCUGUCCGAUCUCUACCUGCCUAUCCCCUGUCCGAUCUCUACCUGCCUAUCCCCUGUCCGAUCUCUACCUGCCUAUCCCCUGUCCGAUCUCUACCUGCCUAUCCCCUGUCCGAUCUCUACCUGCCUAUCCCCUGUCCGAUCUCUACCUGCCUAUCCCCUGUCCGAUCUCUACCUGCCUAUCCCCUGUCCGAUCUCUACCUGCCUAUCCCCUGUCCGAUCUCUACCUGCCUAUCCCCUGUCCGAUCUCUACCUGCCUAUCCCCUGUCCGAUCUCUACCUGCCUAUCCCCUGUCCGAUCUCUACCUGCCUAUCCCCUGUCCGAUCUCUACCUGCCUAUCCCCUGUCCGAUCUCUACCUGCCUAUCCCCUGUCCGAUCUCUACCUGCCUAUCCCCUGUCCGAUCUCUACCUGCCUAUCCCCUGUCCGAUCUCUACCUGCCUAUCCCCUGUCCGAUCUCUACCUGCCUAUCCCCUGUCCGAUCUCUACCUGCCUAUCCCCUGUCCGAUCUCCACCUGCCUAUCCCCCGUCCGAUCUCUACCUGCCUAUCCCCUGUCCGAUCUCUACCUGCCUAUCCCCUGUCCGAACUCUACCUGCCUAUCCCCUGUCCGAUCUCUACCUGCCUAUCCCCUGUCCGAUCUCUACCUGCCUAUCCCCUGUCCGAUCUCUACCUGCCUAUCCCCUGUCCGAUCUCUACCUGCCUAUCCCCUGUCCGAUCUCUACCUGCCUAUCCCCUGUCCGAUCUCUACCUGCCUAUCCCCUGUCCGAUCUCUACCUGCCUAUCCCCCGUCCGAUCUCUACCUGCCUAUCCCCUGUCCGAUCUCUACCUGCCUAUCCCCUGUCCGAUCUCUUCCUGCCUAUCCCCUGUCCGAUCUCUACCUGCCUAUCCCCCGUCCGAUCUCUACCUGCCUAUCCCCUGUCCGAUCUCUACCUGCCUAUCCCCCGUCCGAUCUCUACCUGCCUAUCCCCUGUCCGAUCUCUACCUGCCUAUCCCCUGUCCGAACUCUACCUGCCUAUCCCCUGUCCGAUCUCUACCUGCCUAUCCCCUGUCCGAUCUCUACCUGCCUAUCCCCUGUCCGAUCUCUACCUGCCUAUCCCCUGUCCGAUCUCUACCUGCCUAUCCCCUGUCCGAUCUCUACCUGCCUAUCCCCUGUCCGAUCUCUACCUGCCUAUCCCCUGUCCGAUCUCUACCUGCCUAUCCCCUGUCCGAUCUCUACCUGCCUAUCCCCCGUCCGAUCUCUACCUGCCUAUCCCCUGUCCGAUCUCUACCUGCCUAUCCCCUGUCCGAUCUCUACCUGCCUAUCCCCUGUCCGAUCUCUACCUGCCUAUCCCCUGUCCGAUCUCUACCUGCCUAUCCCCUGUCCGAUUUCUACCUGCCUAUCCCCUGUCCGAUCUCUACCUGCCUAUCCCCUGUCCGAUCUCUACCUGCCUAUCCCCUGUCCGAUCUCUACCUGCCUAUCCCCUGUCCGAUCUCUACCUGCCUAUCCCCUGUCCGAUCUCUACCUGCCUAUCCCCUGUCCGAUCUCUACCUGCCUAUCCCCUGUCCGAUCUCUACCUGCCUAUCCCCUGUCCGAUCUCUACCUGCCUAUCCCCUGUCCGAUCUCUACCUGCCUAUCCCCUGUCCGAUCUCUACCUGCCUAUCCCCUGUCCGAACUCUACCUGCCUAUCCCCUGUCCGAUCUCUACCUGCCUAUCCCCUGUCCGAUCUCUACCUGCCUAUCCCCUGUCCGAUCUCUACCUGCCUAUCCCCUGUCCGAUCUCUACCUGCCUAUCCCCUGUCCGAACUCUACAUGCCUAUCCCCUGUCCGAUCUCUACCUGCCUAUCCCCUGUCCGAUCUCUACCUGCCUAUCCCCUGUCCGAUCUCUACCUGCCUAUCCCCUGUCCGAUCUCUACCUGCCUAUCCCCUGUCCGAUCUCUACCUGCCUAUCCCCCGUCCGAUCUCUACCUGCCUAUCCCCUGUCCGAUCUCUACCUGCCUAUCCCCUGUCCGAACUCUACCUGCCUAUCCCCUGUCCGAUCUCUACCUGCCUAUCCCCUGUCCGAUCUCUACCUGCCUAUCCCCUGUCCGAUCUCUACCUGCCUAUCCCCUGUCCGAUCUCUACCUGCCUAUCCCCUGUCCGAUCUCUACCUGCCUAUCCCCCGUCCGAUCUCUACCUGCCUAUCCCCUGUCCGAUCUCUACCUGCCUAUCCCCUGUCCGAUCUCUACCUGCCUAUCCCCUGUCCGAUCUCUACCUGCCUAUCCCCUGUCCGAUCUCUACCUGCCUAUCCCCUGUCCGAUCUCUACCUGCCUAUCCCCUGUCCGAUCUCUACCUGCCUAUCCCCCGUCCGAUCUCUACCUGCCUAUCCCCCGUCCGAUCUCUACCUGCCUAUCCCCCGUCCGAUCUCUACCUGCCUAUCCCCUGUCCGAUCUCUACCUGCCUAUCCCCCGUCCGAUCUCUACCUGCCUAUCCCCUGUCCGAUCUCUACCUGCCUAUCCCCUGUCCGAUCUCUACCUGCCUAUCCCCUGUCCGAUCUCUACCUGCCUAUCCCCUGUCCGAUCUCUACCUGCCUAUCCCCCGUCCGAUCUCUACCUGCCUAUCCCCCGUCCGAUCUCUACCUGCCUAUCCCCUGUCCGAUCUCUACCUGCCUAUCCCCCGUCCGAUCUCUGCCUGCCUAUCCCCUGUCCGAUCUCUACCUGCCUAUCCCCUGUCCGAUCUCUACCUGCCUAUCCCCUGUCCGAUCUCUACCUGCCUAUCCCCUGUCCGAUCUCUACCUGCCUAUCCCCCGUCCUUGCAUGCUCAUCCUUGCAUGCUCAUCCUUGCACUGCCUGCCUUCAUCUCCUUCUCACUCACCUCCUUGCCACACAACCCCCUUCCCCCCCACUGCACCAGCCGAACGAGGAGGAGACGCAGCUGUUUGACGUGCUGUGGCUGCUGCUCGCCAGUGUCGUCUUCGUCCCCAUCUUCCAGAAACUGCCCGGAGGCAGUCCCGUGCUAGGGUACCUGGCAGCGGGGGCGCUCAUUGGGCCAUACGCGCUGUCAAUCAUAAAGCAUGUGCAUGGCACCAAGGCGCUGGCAGAGUUUGGCGUGGUGUUCCUCAUGUUCAACAUCGGCCUCGAGCUGUCUCUGGAGCGCCUUCGCUCUAUGCGCAAAUAUGUCUUUGGACUCGGCUCCGCUCAGGUGCUGGUGUCAGCGCUGGCGAUAGGGCUGUGUGUGCUGGCAGUGGCGCGUGUGUCGGGCCCAGCAGCCAUUGUCAUCGGCAACGGCCUUGCACUCUCGUCCACCGCUGUUGUCCUCCAGGUGCUGCAAGAGCGAGGGGAGAGCACGUCGCGCCAUGGGCGAGCCACCUUCUCCGUGCUGCUCUUCCAGGAUCUAGCAGUGGUGGUGUUGCUCAUCCUCAUUCCGCUUCUCUCCCCCAACUCCUCCGGAGGGGGCGUGGGAUUCAAGGCGAUAGCGGAGGCGCUAGGGGUGGCGGCAGUGAAGGCUGUCAUCGCCAUUGCUGGCAUCAUCGCGGGCGGCCGACUGCUGCUGCGCCCCAUAUACCGCAGCAUGGCAGAGAAUCACAACGCGGAGAUCUUUGCCGCCAACACACUGCUCGUUGUGCUUGGCACCUCCGUACUCACUGCCCGGGCGGGGCUGUCCAUGGCACUGGGAGCGUUCCUCGCAGGCCUGCUGCUGUCAGAGACCGAGUUCGCCCUGCAGGUGGAGUCAGACAUCAACCCCUACCGCGGGCUGCUGCUGGGUCUCUUCUUCAUGACUGUGGGCAUGUCAAUCGAUCCCAAGCUGCUGGUGGCGCGUUUCCCGCUCAUCCUGGCAGCGCUCGCAGUGCUGAUAGUGGGCAAGACGGCUCUGCUGGCGGGCAUGGGCCGCCUCUUUGGCCUCUCCCCUGUUGCUGCUGUGCGCACCGGCCUGCUGCUCGCGCCUGGAGGGGAGUUUGCAUUUGUGGCCUUUGGGGAGUCUGUGAGCAAGGGCAUAAUGAGCGCACAGCUCUCCUCGCUGCUCUUCAUAGUGCUGUGCUCGCUGCUCUUCAUAGUGGUGGGGCUGAGCAUGGCCAUCACGCCAUGGCUGGCAGCGGUGGGACAGCUCAUCGCGUCGCGCUUCGACCAGCAGGACGUGCGCUCGCUGCAGCCACAUGAGGCCGAGACGGACGAUCUGCAGGGUCACAUCAUCAUCUGUGGCUUUGGCCGUGUGGGUCAGCGCUUCUCAAAUCACUCCCUUCCGCACACCCAUCCACAUCAUCCCGCACACCCAUCCACAUCAUCCCGCACACCCAUCCACAUCAUCCCGCACACCCAUCCACAUCAUCCCUCACACCCAUCCACAUCAUCCCGCACACCCAUCCACAUCAUCCCUCACACCCAUCCACAUCAUCCCGCACACCCAUCCACAUCAUCCCGCACACCCAUCCACAUCAUCCCGCACACCCAUCCACAUCAUCCCGCACACCCAUCCACAUCAUCCCGCACACCCAUCCACAUCAUCCCGCACACCCAUCCACAUCAUCCCGCACACCCAUCCACAUCAUCCCGCACACCCAUCCACAUCAUCCCGCACACCCAUCCACAUCAUCCCGCACACCCAUCCACAUCAUCCCGCACACCCAUCCACAUCAUCCCGCACACCCAUCCACAUCAUCCCGCACACCCAUCCACAUCAUCCCGCACACCCAUCCACAUCAUCCCGCACACCCAUCCACAUCAUCCCGCACACCCAUCCACAUCAUCCCGCACACCCAUCCACAUCAUCCCGCACACCCAUCCACAUCAUCCCGCACACCCAUCCACAUCAUCCCGCACACCCAUCCACAUCAUCCCGCACACCCAUCCACAUCAUCCCGCACACCCAUCCACAUCAUCCCGCACACCCAUCCACAUCAUCCCGCACACCCAUCCACAUCAUCCCGCACACCCAUCCACAUCAUCCCGCACACCCAUCCACAUCAUCCCGCACACCCAUCCACAUCAUCCCGCACACCCAUCCACAUCAUCCCGCACACCCAUCCACAUCAUCCCGCACACCCAUCCACAUCAUCCCGCACACCCAUCCACAUCAUCCCGCACACCCAUCCACAUCAUCCCGCACACCCAUCCACAUCAUCCCUCACACCCAUCCACAUCAUCCCGCACACCACUCUCACCCAUCUUCCCCCCACCCCCCCUGUUCGCUCACACCCAUCUCCUCCCCUCCAUCUUCUUCCCCCAUCACCCGCAUCAGAUCAUAGGGCAGCUGCUAUCGGAGCGCCUCAUCCCCUUCGUGGCGCUGGACGUGAGCAGCGAUCGGGUCAGCGCAGGGCGUUCCCUCGACCUUCCCGUCUACUUUGGCGAUGCUGGCAGCCGCGAUGUGAGUGCCGCCCUCCCAUACGAUUCCCACCUUUCCAUGUGCUUUUCCAUGCGUCAGCAUCUCCAAUUAUCCCCCAUCCCUUCCUCCUCCCCCCUUCUUCCUUAUACUUCUACCUACUUCUCCCCUACUUCCUCUGCUAAGUCUUGUGUUGCACAAGGUGGGGGCGGAGAGGGCAGCAGCAGCAAUGAUCACUCUCGACACGCCGGGAGCCAACUACCGCGCCGUGUGGGCGCUCACCAAGAGCUUUCCCUCCCUUCCCCCCCACCUCUCCCCCCUCCUCCAACCCACUCCGACCCCCUCCUCCCCCAUCCCCCUCAGGUGCUGCACAAGGUGGGGGCGGAGAGGGCAGCAGCAGCAGUGAUCACUCUCGACACGCCAGGAGCCAACUACAGGGCAGUGUGGGCGCUCAGCAAGAGCUUCCCACACGUGAAGACGUUUGUGCGAGCACACGACGUGACCCACGGGAUCAACCUGGAGAAGGCAGGGGCUACCGCCGUUGUCCCUGAGACACUCGAACCCAGCCUGCAGCUCGCCGCGGCUGUUCUCGCCCAG